AUAAAAGUUCUCUGUUAACUCUCUGAGCUUUGAUAAUCAAUGAGUGAUUAAUUCUCUUGGCAAUCGAAGAAAGCUUUUUUUCAGUUUGCCGACACACAUUAGAUUAGAUUGUGUUCAUUUGCGGAAAGACCUCGGUCAUGGACGGAGUGGAACCGUGAAAAUGCGCCUCAGCUCCGCUUGGCUGGCACUCGGCAUGUGCCUGUUAUUGCAUCCAAGUCUAGACUUUAACCUGGCAGAGGGAGCCAACAUCCUGGGAGUAUUUCCAUACCACUACGGAUCCGCAUUUCUGGUGGUGAGGCCGUGGAUCGAGGCACUUUUGGAACGAGGCCACAAUGUCACUCUAAUCACUCCCGAUGAAAUGCUUCCCGAUAUCGAGGGAGUUCGACAUAUUCGUGUUAACAACCUGAGAAAACACGCUCGAGAAUUUGCUGGGACUCAUGAAUUUCUGGACUUCUUGAGCAACAAAUGGAAGGAGGCCAAUUUGGCUGCUACAAUAUAUUUUAAUAUAACCCAUGAUAUUCUGAGUGACAACGGCGUUCAGAAAAUGUUGAGCGACAAAAGUGAGAGGUUUGAUUUAAUCCUAAUGGAUGCAAGCAACCUGGAUGCACUGUACGGCCUGGUGGAGUACUAUAAUGCCACUUUAAUUGGCUUAACAAGUACAACUAUUAACUGGUUAAUCGAAGAACUGGCGGGCAAUCCAGCGCCAAGUCUCAAUGAACCGAUUUCCCAAAUAGGCUACUCCAGAGAUUACUCGAUCAUGAGCAGAAUUAAGAACUGGCUUCACAUCAACGAGGAGAAGUUGAUGGAGUAUCUUGUGAUAUUACCAGCUCAACUGCGAGUCUUCAAGAAGUUCUUCGGGUAUACGACUGAGAAGUUCUAUGAAUUGCGCGGCAGGUAUUCGCUGAUACUGGUCAACAAUCAUUUCAGCUUGGGCAAAGUGCGAUCCAAUGUGCCCAAUCUCAUCGAGGUGGGUGGAAUUCAUCUAAGCCAACGGCCAGAACCGUGCGAUGAGAGCCUGCAGAAGUUCAUGGACGAAGCGGAGCACGGUGUCAUCUAUUUCUCGUUGGGGCAGGACAUAAUGGUGAGGUUUCUUCCAGAUUCCCUCCAACAAACCGUGAAUAUGGCUUUUGCAAAGCUAAAGCAGCGCGUUGUUUGGAAGAACGAGCUCUUCAAAAUGCCAAAAAUAUCGGAGAACAUAUAUGCUCUGGACAAAGUCCCCCAACGUCAGAUUCUAGCCCAUUCGAAUGUGCGUCUCUUUAUCACAAAUGGAGGACUUCUGAGUGUAAUCGAGGCGGUGGACAGUGGAGUUCCAAUACUCGGACUACCGGUGUUCUUUGACCAAUUUAACAAUUUGCGUCGAGCGCAGUUGGCAGGCAUGGCAGUGGUCCUGGACAUAAACAAUCUGGAUGUAGAUACUCUUGUUAAAACAAUUAUAGAACUGAUAGAAAAUUCAAAGUACGCUUUAAAUGCUAAUAAAAUAUCCAUGACUUUUAAGGACCGACCCAUGAGUCCUUUGGAUACGGCUGUCUGGUGGACGGAGUACGCUCUACGUAAUCGGGAUAUAUCCCACAUUCGCCUCGAUGUCGAGGAGAUUCCACUGAUACAUUACUACAGAAUAGACAGCAUCCUCACUAUCGCCCUUCGAUAUGUAUUGAUUGCUGGGUCGGUGAUCUUUCUCGUUUUAGUUUGCUUAAAAACUUACAAGUCGCCCGGUUUAGGUUACCGAUUGCACUAUAACUUAUCAAUAAAAAUUGUGAGAAUGCGCCUCGAGUUUUCUUGGCUGGCUGUCGUGCUCAGUCUGUUCCUGCAACAGGAUGUGUACCAGGACUCGGUGCAGGCUGCCAGCAUCCUCGGCAUAUUUUCCUACCACUUCAGCUCACAUAGUUUGGUGCUGCGUCCAUUGGCGAGGGCUCUAGUGAAACGGGGACACAAUGUGACGUUGAUCACACCAGUUGGAAUGCCGGCCGAUAUCGAGGGAGUUCGACAUAUACGCGUUCCCAAGCUAAAUCAACGCGUCCAGGAAAUGAUCGAGUGUGAUCAAAUGAUGGACUUCUUUGGCAGCAAAUGGAUAGCAGGCUGGUUGGCAGUGACAAUGCUCUACAAUAUGUCCUCAGAUAUUCUGAGUGCCGAAGGCGUCCAACGGAUGUUAAAGGACAGGAAUGAACACUUUGACUUGGUUAUGAUGGAACCGUCUGCCCUGGAAGCGCUUUAUGGCAUAGUGGAGUACUAUAAUGCCACCUUGAUGGGCUUUUGCGGUGGUAAUGUCAACUGGAGCACCGAGGAAGUCGCUGGAAAUGUGGCGCCAAGCAUCAGUGAUCCCAUCUCCUCUUUAGGAUAUUCCCGAGGCAAUUCGCUCCUGAGCAAAAUCUACAACUGGGUGCAUAUCACAGAGGAAAAGUUGCUAACACACCUGAUUGUCCGACCAUCGCAACUGAGCAUCUUUAAGAAGUUUUUUGGCUAUUCGGAGCAGAAGUUUUACCAAAUGCGGGACAAGUAUUCCGUGAUCUUGGUCAACAACCACUUCAGUAUGGGCAGGGUGCGAUCUAAUGUACCGAACAUCAUAGAAGUCGGAGGACUGCAUCUCAGCGAGCCACCCAAGUAUUGCGAUGAGAAAUUGCAGAGAUUUAUGGACGAGGCGGAGCACGGUGUUAUCUACUUCUCGAUGGGACAGGAGAUAAUGGUGCAGUUUUUGCCCGAGAACAUGCAGCAAAACCUAAUGAAGACUUUAAUCCAAUUCAAGCAGAGGGUCGUUUGGAAAACUGAACUCUAUAAUAUGCCAAACAAAUCGGACAAUAUAUAUGUGAUUGAACAGCCUCCACAGCGUGCUGUUCUAGCCCAUCCCAAUACUCGGCUUUUCAUCACAAACGGCGGACUGCUAAGUGUAAUGGAGGCUGUUUAUAGUGGAGUGCCCAUCUUGGGAUUACCAGUGUUCUUCGACCAGUUUAUUAAUCUGCGGAAUGUUGAUCUGCGUGGCAUGGCCGAGGUUCUGGACGUCAAUGAGUUGAGCGUAGAUAUACUGACUACAACCAUUCGGGAGCUGCUGGAAAACCCUAAAUAUACUCUGAAUGCCAAGAAAAUGUCGCAAUCCUUCAGGGACCGACCCAUGAGUCCUUUGGACACUGCAGUUUGGUGGACGGAAUACGCACUGCGAAAUGGCGAUGCCUCACAUAUGCGUCUCAAGACGGAGGAUGUUCCUCUCUACUACCAAUGGGAUUGGCUGUUCCUAAUAAUUCUACGGUUUGGUAUUGUUUUUGCAUCUGUGAUCUAUUUGUUGUACAAGUUGUUCCAAAAAAGUCGUUCAAGCCGAAGGCCAAUCCAAGAUAGAGGAACUGCUUUUCAGCAGCUUAGCUUGCUUGAUCCAAGAUACCAAACACAAUAAUGUUACUUACUACAAGUAUUGUUUUCUGUUCCUGCUGUUAACUAUGUUAACUAGCUACCUGUUAAUAAAUAUAAGUUGAUCUUAAAAGUGUGCUUGAAAAAUCGUUUGUUAACGCAAACUUCAUAGCAUAAGUUCAUUUGGCACAUAACAACUUUGUUCACUACAUUGAAUUAUAUCCACUUAUAUAAAAUAUAAAUCCAAGAAAUUGUAGUUUUAUCUAUUUUAAAA
Molecule: messenger RNA, 3607 nt
Organism: Drosophila yakuba
Lineage: Eukaryota; Metazoa; Arthropoda; Insecta; Diptera; Drosophilidae
Exons: 4
Coding region: 161-3379 (1072 amino acids)
Molecular function (GO): UDP-glycosyltransferase activity
Source: RefSeq, a predicted model, not a curated record